Zophobas morio is the source of this 2442-nucleotide messenger RNA. RefSeq names its product rac GTPase-activating protein 1-like. The transcript has 8 exons. Gene Ontology annotation, molecular function: GTPase activator activity. Gene Ontology annotation, biological process: mitotic cytokinesis; mitotic spindle midzone assembly; Rho protein signal transduction. The record is from RefSeq and is a predicted model, not a curated record. Gene Ontology annotation, cellular component: midbody; cleavage furrow; centralspindlin complex. Lineage: Eukaryota; Metazoa; Arthropoda; Insecta; Coleoptera; Tenebrionidae. The coding region runs from base 269 to 2290 and encodes 673 amino acids.
UAACAAUAAACAAAAAUCGUUAACAACAAACUCUCACGCAAAUUUCACUCCCUCGUUAUGGACGCUUCUCAGUAUGGACACUAUCACCUAACGUCGGUUACUACAUGACAGUUGACAUCCACCGCUGAUUGGUCGUUUCAAAACCUGCAAAAAUUCAACUGUAGCUUCGCAUAAUCAACCAAAAGCAUUGUUUCUAACAAGUUUUAGUGUAACUAAAGUGCGACGCUCUCACCUUAUUUAAUUCCAGGCGCCAGUGCUUCUAACCAAAAUGUGCGACACCCCCUUCAAAACCCCGUUACCCUACCGAACCCCCAAAGCCGACUUCGACAGGGACUUCUACCCCGAAAAAAUACACUCAGACAGCGAGGAAAGCGUGGCCUCCAGCAACUCCGACAAUGCCGGCUCGGGGGGCACCCAGUCCUCCAACGGCGAAAUCUCACUCGUAGCAGAGUUCGAUGAUCUGGUGCGCUUCUACCGGUGCUUCAGGUCCAAGAAGCUGGAAACCGAGUUCGCGUUUGCGGAUUUCGUGGAGCAAGUCAAGCAGCUGUAUGUGAAUUAUUAUGGGGCGAUAGACGAGUGUCGGAGGUUGCAGUCGCUGCUGGACGCCAAGGUGCACGAAUGCAGUGAUUUGGACCACAAGCUGCUGACGGCGAGGAAGUUGCUGGAUAAGGAGAAGCACAACACGAGGGUGGCGAGGAGGGAGAAGGACGAGUUGGCUUCACAGAUCAACCAUGUUCGGAACAUACUGUUCCAAGAUAAGGCGUCUUCGGGGCGGCUGUCGGCGGAGGAGAUGCGGCAGAAGCUGUCGUUUUUGCAUUAUAAUAAUAAUAAUUUGCAAAGCGAGUGGGAUUUGAGUGUGAAGAAUCCACAAAAUGCGCAUUUGAGUGCUAUUAAAGAGAUUAAUUCAACUGGUUCUAUUUUAUCAGAUUUUAGUUACUCAAGGUCUGAAGAUGAUUUAGAUAGCUCUAGUUUGCAAACUGGGAAGGCUUGGAAGAAGCAUCGACCGAGUACUGGAGGGGUUGCUGAGCCAGCUGUGAAAAAACGGCGAUCUUCUACUAAUAAAGCAGUUGAGAUCGGCUCCACCGACACCGUCCGCGCUACCACGACCCUCACCGUCACCAAAGACGGCCCCAUCACCGCCACCUCCAUCAUAGAGUCCGUCCCGAAAACCCCAGGACCUCCGGAAUCAGUAACAACCAACGUAAGUCGCCCCCAAACAAACAAAAAAAAACCACCCCAGAUUUCCCCCCUCCAGAGCGAAACCUGCACCAACGGUGUCCCCGCCAACCUAGUUCUGGAAGCCUGGGCCCGCGAUAGCCCCCUCAGCAGCGAGCACAGACUCCACAGCCGCGAGCACUGCUUCCAACAGAAAACCUUGGUGAUGCCCGAGACGUGCACCCCGUGCGAGAAGCGCAUCCGAUUCGCCAAAACCGCAUACAAAUGCAAAGAAUGCAAGGCUAUUUGUCACCUCGAGUGCAAAGAUAAGUUGCCUUUGCCGUGCAUCCCGGUGGUCAACACGCCCAAUCAGAGGAACAUGUUGGGGGUGAUUGGGGAUUACACGCCGACGACGCCGCCGAUGGUACCAGCGAUUUUGAUCCAUUGCAUCAACGAAAUCGAGCUGCGCGGGUUAGCCGAAGUGGGGGUAUAUAGGAUCCCGGGGGCUGAGCGAGACGUUAAAGCUUUGAAGGAGAGGUUCCUCAGAGGGAAAGGAUCGCCGUGUCUUAACCAGAUUGACGUACAUGUGAUCUGUGGGACGGUCAAGGACUUCUUGAGGAGUCUUCAUGAGCCCUUGGUGACGUACGGGCUGUGGAAGAAGUUCGUCCAAGCGGUCGAAACGUCGGAUCCGAUUGAUGUACGGCCAGCUUUAUACCAGGUUAUUUCGGAGCUUCCACAACCGAAUAGGGAUACUCUGGCGUACAUGAUGUUACAUCUUCAGAGGAUUUCGGAAGCUAAAGAGUGUAAAAUGACGGUUACAAAUCUUGCCAAAGUGUUUGGACCAACCAUCGUUGGGUACUCGUCAGAUAACCCAUCAGCUAAUGCUUUGUUGGAAGAAACGACCCAACAGCUAGUUGUGAUGGAGAAUCUUAUAAAUAUCCCGUCUGACUAUUGGUCUACUUUUAUCAACAUUGAGAGAUCUUCUCAGCCUUCUAGAUUACAGCAGACCCCCAGCACUGACUCUCUACUGCGUCCACUAGCGUCCAAAGGCCUUUUUACUCCCGUCGGUAACACAAGGAGUAUGGCGUUCAAGAAAAGACAGCGAUAUUUCCCCUCUCCGAAAAACAUGCGUUGAAGCAUCACCCAGAUUGAUUUUAUAUUAUUAUAUUAUUUUUAUGUACCGUUCUUACUAUUAUUAUAUUAAUGUGUUUACUUUUUUUUACAAAAAAAAAACCAGAGUGUACAAUAAGUUUUUAAAGUAACUUCUUAAAUAUACGUAUUUUUCGA